AGGGCUAUCUUUGCGGGGUCAUUUCGCUUUUGCCCAAUUUUCAUCUCGCUUGCUGAACUCGAUAAAGAGCAACAGGAGCGAGCGAGAGAGCUUGCAAACAACGCCUAGAAACAAUGACCACAGAACCUGUCACAAGACAAAAGAGGCCGUCCAUUGUCCGGCGAUUGUUGACUCGGCGCUCGUCGUCGCGGUUGCAGAGAGAACACAACACAACGGCGCCAGUAACACCUCUUCUUCCUUCCGCAAUCACGGUUCCAACAUCUCCUUUACCAACACCGCCACCACCAGAACACUUGGAGCACUUUAACCUCGCAUCCUCCUUUUCCUCGUCGUCUUCUUCCUUGUCCUCUUCCUCCUCGUCGUCCGCGUCACCAUAUACUUGUUCAAAUAUAGCAACUCCACCGCCGCCACCACCUCCUUGCACACCGCAAGACACGCCUCCUUCGUCACCUCCAUUGCCCUCUCAUAUUGCAACCGUCUUGUUUCGUCGUCUGUCGUCCAUUGCACGUCGCCGGCGGUCCGAGGAACACGAUGAAGAAUGUAUGGCCAAAACCCUGGGUCUUGCUGAAUCCUUCUUGUUUGGCAAAGAUGGGGAAGAUGUGGAUGAAAAGAGAGCUGUAAAGUUGCUCAAGAGCAUCCUAGAUAGCAAAUCAGCCUCCACUUGCCGCGGAAAGUCCUAUGUCGAGGCUCAAGCCAUUUUGGCCUUUUGCUAUGAAUUUGGACUAGGCAUACCGCAAGACUUUGUGUUGUGCGAGCAACUGUACAUGGCUGCAGCCAAUAGUGCAAAUGGUCUUGCUGGAGCUCGGCUUGCGUUUCUUCGUCGUUACGGACGGCCGUCUGUGAAAAUUGAUCGCGUUGAAGCAGAGGAGUGGGUUCAGAGAGUCACUGAAUUGGGUCCCGAUGCUAUAUCUUGGCUAGUCCGAGCCGCUGCCGUUUAUGGUCAUCCCGCCGCUAAUUAUGCAUUAGGUGUGUGUUAUCAUGACGGCGUUGGCGUGCAGAAAAGUGCCGAACAAGCAGUGUAUUACUACAAAAGAGCGGCUGCUGCAGGACAGCCUCGUGGAGAAGGCAUCCUCGGAUACUGCUACGGCGAAGGAUUUGGAGUGGAAAAGGAUGACAAAAUGGCCUUUGCAUUAUACCUGCGUGCCGCACGGCAGGGUGAAUCUGUUUCCAUGUACAAUGUUGCUCAUUCCUAUGAAGAAGGUGUUGGUGUGGCCAAGAAUCUCCAAGAAGCCGUGAAAUGGUACACCCGAUCGGCUGAACUCGGUAAUUGCUAUGCGCAAAACAGCUUGGGCUACAUGUACGAAGAGGGUCUUGGCGUUGAACGGGACGAAGUGGCUGCUGUCCGAUGGUAUACUCUAUCCGCAGAACAAGGGUAUCCUUGGGCGCAAUGCAAUCUUGGCUAUUGUCUUCAAAAUGGCAUCGGUAUACGCAAGGAUGAGGCGAAAGGUGCCUUUUGGUAUCACGCCGCUGCCCGUCAAGGCCAUUCCCGUGCACAACACAAUCUUGGACAUGCGUACCAAUACGGUAUCGGUGUUGAAAAGGACGAAAAAGAGGCGGUUGAAUGGUACCGCCGCUCAGCACGGGCUGGUAAUGCAUUUGCACUCCAUUCCCUGGGUUACUGUUGUCAAUAUGGUAUCGGAACGCCGGUGGACGAAUCCCGCGCUCUCGAUCUCUACAAGCAAAGUUCAAAGCUGGGACAUGCUCCGGCACAGUUGAGCUUGGGCCGAUGUUAUCUUAAUGGUGUUGGUUUGCCUUCACCAGAUGAGAGGAGAGCUUUCAAAUGGAUCAGGAGGAGCGCGAUCCGUGGAAACGAUUUAGCGCAAAAUACACUAGGGCACUUGUAUGAAGAGGGUGUAGGAGUCCGGCCCAGUGUCAAAGACGCUGUGCGGUGGUAUGUCGCCAGCGCAAGGCAAGGCAACGUCUGUGCGCUGACAAACCUCUCCUUUCUCUAUUUGGAUGGCCUAUCAUCAACACCCUCAUCUCUAUCUUCCUCCCUUUCGCCAUCUUCGUCGGCUACCCGUGCUGAAGCUUUGCGGCUUCUUCGGCUGGCAGCCACUGAAGGGCAACCGCGCGCACAGACGCGUUUGGCUCACAUUCUCCUCAAAGGCGAUCUUCUCCCCUUGAAUCCCUCCGAAGCCGUCAUGUGGUACGAACUGGCCGCAUUGAAUGGUUGGAUACCCGCCAUGACUCAUCUCGCUCACUGCCUGGAGAUGGGCAUGGGUUGCUCGGUGGAUGUGCCGGGAGCUGUAGAAUGGUAUGCAAAGGCGGCUGGAUAUGGGGAUGCAUGGGCGGCACAACGAUUGGUUGUGCUUUUAGUUCAUGGCUCACGUGGGGUGGGUGGAGAGGAGAUGGAAGAGCGAGCGUCACUGGGCUACGGCGUGGUGGCGCCAGCUGCAUAAAGCACCCGAUACAACGCAAGACCAACACCCAGAGCCCCUUGUGGCAUUGUACAUUGAUGCAUUUUUUCUAGCCUAGCGCAUAGAUAUUAGUCGAAUACUAGAGUUGAAAAUAGAACAUUUAUAUUGUAUAAGAUAAUCUACGGAUAUUAUAUGCUCAUUUAUACU
Messenger RNA from Spizellomyces punctatus DAOM BR117, 2564 nucleotides. RefSeq lists its product as uncharacterized. Gene Ontology annotation, molecular function: protein binding. The coding region runs from base 114 to 2399 and encodes 761 amino acids. The record is from RefSeq and is a predicted model, not a curated record. The transcript has a single exon. NCBI's taxonomy places the organism in Eukaryota, Fungi, Chytridiomycota, Chytridiomycetes, Spizellomycetales, Spizellomycetaceae.